Cuscuta epithymum is the source of this 4869-nucleotide messenger RNA. NCBI's taxonomy places the organism in Eukaryota, Viridiplantae, Streptophyta, Magnoliopsida, Solanales, Convolvulaceae. The record is from the annotation of a GenBank genome assembly.
CCCAAAUCCUAACAUCUAUCGCAACCAAAUCUGCAGUUAGUACAAGUAUGACAGAGGAUCUGAAGGAGAAGAUGGAUUUGAAAGCAAUGAUGCUAAAAAUGGAGGAAUUUGAGAUUUCAAAUCGUGAAUUAUUUCCGCCGGAAUAUGAUUUUUCCAAGGUGUGUUCCUGCAACGAAUGUUGUGCGAAAAUAAAGGUUCUGAAGGAAUUCGAGACAGACCUGCGGUCUAGAGCGGCAUAGUCCAAGCUCGUGUAGAUCUAGUGGGUCCAGAACGGUAAGCUUGUGGGAUCUUCUUAAUGGUCACCUUAAAAGGCUACACGAGAAGACAGGAGGCUCAUUGGAGAUUAAAAGAAGUAAAUCUGAAGAUUAUUUGAGGAAGAUAUAUUUUGAAAUUGUUAAAAAGCUAAUGGUUUAUGAAUUCAUAACUGAACGUGAUUUUAAAGAUGCCAGAAAUGCAAAGGUAUGGUGAUACUCUUUCUCUCAAACGCGACAUCAAAGCUGCUUUUCAUCUUUAAGAAGACACCCAAUUUAAGGAUGUCUGUUGGAUUCUCAACAAGAUUGAAGCCAUUGAACACAAGCAUGAACAGGACAAGAGAUAUGCUGAAGAAGAAGAAAAAAGAACGUUGGAUUUUUCAAUCUCCAAGAUGCACAUUGUCAACCAAAUCAAGUGUUUAGAGGAGUUGCCCAUUGGCUAGAUCCAUCAAGAAUUUCAAAAGGUUUUGCAAAGAGUUGAUCCCGAGAUUGUGAACCCGAUCUAUAGAGCGGAUGAUGUGGUCAAUGAAACUUACAAAAAAAUGAUUGGUAUCCAAAGGCAGUUUUGGAAACAGUAUGAAGGGACUGUUUCCCUCAGAAGCAACAAAGACCAGGGAGAAACACAGCUGGAGUGGAUUGAAGAAAGCACUCGAUUCAUUAGGCCGGCAGGCUGAUUGCUUUAACCAGCGGUGGAAGACGUCACUCCAUGUCAAGGAUCGGACCCUAAAAGGUUAAAGACAAGCACUGGAUGUGAGACAAUGGUGCCAUCUUCAUCAUCUCUUUUCAAGGGUUAAAGAGAUGCAUAGCGUAUGCAAUGAAAUUUGAUAUACCAGAUAUGGUUCUAUGUUAUCAUAUAACUGAAUUGUUGAGCUCUAUAUAGCUAGCUCCGUUUCAGAACAUCCAACUUAUGGGUUUUUUACAAGUAUAUUACUAAAAUAAAACUUAUUUAUUACUACAACGUAGUGUUGUGGUAACUUAAAGUUCAAAACUUGAAUAUGAAUUACUAUGAUUUCAUUACUACUCUAGUAACUAGUCAUAUUUUUGUAAACCAUCUUUAUUUUGGUCAUAUUUAUGUAAUUAUUUCAUUAUGGAAUAUUGCCAUUUUUUUAUUAUCGGAAUAUUGCCAUUUAAAAAAAAUGAGUAUUCAUUUUCCAAAUAAUUCUUAAUUAUACGACUUCAUUAUCUUAAACUUUGUGCAAAAUCAAUGGUGUUAUUAAAUGGUGAUAGAGGAGUACUAUAUAUAAUUAAUCAAUUUAUCUAUAAAAUAAAAAAGUACGUAGUAAUAAGUAAAGCAAAAAAACUAUUGCAAGUUUAUAAGGGCACGACAUAAAUUUGAUAAAUCCUUUAAAUUGCUUCGCAAAAAGAAUUACGGAGUAUGUAACUUUUGUAUUGGCCCAAACAAUAUUUCUUUCAAUUCUAGCUAUGCCACUGUUUACCACCUUAAGUUAUUUCUUUUCUAAAUGCAGAUGGCAGCCCAUUACUGGUUACCAAUUGUCAACCUUACUUUUGUUUUUUUUCAUUUAUUAAUUCCAAAGGUGAGUAAUGAUACUCUGUAUAAGCAGUAUGAUGACAAAAUUCAGUCUGGCAUAAUGUACUUGAACUUUUGGAGGCAACAUUUUCAAAAAGUUUUUGGAAAAUGGAAAGUUCUAUAGAACUUUUUGAGACAACUGUUUUUUUUCCUUUUGACAAUAGCUUUUAAGUUCUGUAUUUACAUAUCAUUCUUUGGAUCCAGUGACCUGUGCUCAUUUAGAUUAUAUUCAAGACUUGGUUUCUAUCUUUAUAUUUACAAAUAUUCAGCUCGAACUUCCUAUGAUCAUUUGAAUCCCCCAUCAAAAUGAAGUUCGGGAAGGAAUUUGCCUCCCAGAUGGUCCAAGAAUGGGGGGAAGCAUACAUAGAUUACAACCAUCUAAAACAAAUCCUAAAGCAAAUCCUAGAAUUCCGGAAGCGGAAUGCCAUGUCAUCGCCAUCAACCGUCUCACCAGGAACUCCAAAGAGUUCAAUAAAGAGAAGGUUGACAAUGUACAGAGCCUUCAGUGGACUGACAGAAAAUUCUCCAGCGAUCAAUCAUGAGGAUGAAGCGAUCUUAGUAAACACCAUGGGGCCGGAGGAUGGCAAGGAAGCACCACCUCACUACCAAACAAUGUUCCUUAAGUCAUCAGAAUCCGGAGGGGUCUAUGAGCUCGAGUAUUUCGAAAAAGUUGACAAUGAAUUCAACAAAGUCGUGAGUUUCUAUUCCCGAAAAGUGGAAGAUGUGAGGAAGGAAGCGGGUGAGCUGAGCAAACAAAUGGAUGCACUCAUUGCUCUUCGGGUCAUGGUGGAUAAACCCGUGAUGGGGCUCAAUGAAGAAGCUAAGUUGCAUUUAGCUGGCGCAAUUCAAGAAGAAGAUUUUAGGCCUGCCCCGUUGGGAGUGUUGAAUAACGUAAGAAUCAAUGUCAAACCCGAAACGCCAGUAUCCACUUUGGCAAGCGUGCUGAAGAUUUCAAAUUCUGAACUGAAGUACAAUAGAGUGGAGCUAAAGAAAGCUGAAGAUCAGCUGAAGAAGGCAUUCUUGGUGUUCUAUCAUGAGCUUAGGCUUCUUAAGGGAUACUGUUUCUUGAACACACUGGCCAUUUACAAGAUUAUGAAGAAGUAUGACAAGAUCACAUCAAGGAAAGCUUCAAGGGCAUACCUAGAGAUGGUUGAUAGAUCAUGUAUUGGAAGUUCUGAUGAGAUUACUAGACUGUUGGAAAGAACAGAAGCUACAUUCAUUAAGCAUUUCGCCAAUGGGAACCGAAGGAAAGGAAUGUCUUACUUAAGGCCACAAAAGAAACGCGAGAAACACAGAAAUACAUUCUUUCUUGGUUUGUUCUCAGGUUGCUCAUUAGCAUUGGUUGCAGCUAUUCUUGUUUCCAUUCGUGCUAGAAACCUUCUUGAACAUGAGGGGAGUGGUCAGUUUAUGGAUAACAUAUUUCCGCUUUACAGUUUGUUUGGAUUUGUCGUCCUACACUUGCUAGUGUAUGCUGUGGACAUAUACUGUUGGAGGAGAUGCCGGAUAAACUAUACCUUCAUAUUUGGCUUCAAGCAAGGAACAGAACUUGGUUAUAGGCAUGUUCUCCUCCUUGCUUCGGCCAUUUCCGUCCUUGCUUUGGCUGCUGUCCUCUCACACCUAGAUAUGGAAAUGGAUCCAAAAACAAGAAGUUUUAAGUUGCUUACUGAGUCGGUCCCGCUCGUCCUAAUUAGUGUUCUGUUUGCCAUAAUAUUCUGUCCUCUCAACAUUGUGUAUCGUUCAAACCGUUUCUUCCUCAUCAAAUGUGUGUGGCGUUGUAUUUGUGCCCCUCUUUUCAAGGUCACACUGCCUGAUUUCUUCUUGGCAGAUCAAUUUACAAGCCAGCUGACCUCCAAAUUCAUUUGGGACUAUGGCUUGGAUGUUGUUAUUGUUGUACUGGUAAUGGAGAAAAAGACAUGCAGUCAUGCACCUCAGCUUUACUAUCCACCGAAAAGGGCCUGGUUCUACCUGCUACCAGUAAGGAAUGGUAAACCAUUGGUUUGACCAACCACAAAAGAGGAAGAAACGCCCCGCAAGUCUGGUUCAGGCCAUCAGGAGUUUGGAAUUCUAUAUCUGUUAUUACGGAUGGGGAAACUUCAGGCAAAGAUCAAACAAAUGUCAACAGAGUGAUGUCUAUGAAAUCUUAUAUAUAAUUGUAGCAGUCAUCCCAUUCUGGAUUCGGUUACUUCAGUGCCUUCGUCGCUUUAUUGAGGAGAAAGAUCACAGCCAAGGGUUCAAUGGUCUGAAAUGCUUUUCAACAGUGGCUGCUCUGGUUCUAAGGACACUGUAUGAUCUAAACAAAGGAACAACACUGAGAGUUUUAGCCAUAGUCUUCUCUGGAAUUACCACAAUUGCCAAUACCUAUUGGGACAUUGUUAGAGAUUGGGGUCUAUUCCAAAAAGGUUCCAAAAACCCUUGGUUGAGGGACAAACUCCUUGUUUCAAACAAAGCAAUCUACUUUCUUGCAAUUGUAACGAAUAUGAUAUUGAGGCUUGUAUGGAUGCAAAUAGUUCUAGAUUUUAACCUGCCAUUUUUACAUAGAAAAGCCACAGCUGCAAUUGUUGCUUGUCUGGAAAUCAUUCGCCGAGGCAUCUGGAAUUUUUUCAGGUUGGAGAAUGAGCACCUGAAUAAUGUCGGAAAGUUUCGAGCAUUCAAGUCUGUGCCCCUGCCAUUUAACCAUGAAGACAAGAGCAUAUAGUAGCCAGCUACUUCAAUUUGCAUUCUUCUGCUUUAACCGUUUUUGUUGAUGGAUGUUCUUGGACUCUCAAUUCGACCCGCCUAAUCCCAUCUCUUGAUUGGCUACUUUUUUUUAUAUAUUUCAAAUUGGAUCGAUCUUUUGCUAUAGUCCCACUAAUCCUAGACUCCUAGUCCGAUUUAAAUGUCAAGCUUUGAGUUUUUUUAUGGGUUUUAUCAUUGGUUCGUUUAUGAUGUUUUAAAUUGGAAUCAAAGCUUUUGAUCGGGGUUCCGAUCUAGUCUGCUAAACGGUGGCACAAUCUAGUCUGCUAAACGUAACGCCACCUAUAUGGUGCAUGUAAAUUUUACUAUUAUGUAUAUAUAUGAUCUGUUUAAAUCUAUUUUAUUUAUUCUGAUCUA